Molecule: messenger RNA, 1473 nt
Organism: Oikopleura dioica
Lineage: Eukaryota; Metazoa; Chordata; Appendicularia; Copelata; Oikopleuridae
Source: the annotation of a GenBank genome assembly
AUGAUCAGUCCAGGAGCAGAAGAGAGAUGCUACUCCGAAUCAAGAGGAAAGUUAAUAUUCGCAGAAAAAGGAAGACCAGUUCAUCAAAUCGUUGAGAAUCUCCCUCGACCAGCGACUCAUGAACUUGAGCGUCGAACACGAAACCCAGGCGGCGCAGAUGACCAAUUCCUCGAGAGCACGAGCGUCUGUCACGAAGAACUUUCCUUCGCGGAAAAUAUUGACCAGUUUUGGCAAAGCUUUGAAGCCGACGGACUCUACCCCGCGAUCAAGGGCUUCAUGUACUUCAAUCCAGCUUCUCAGGAACUCACCAGGCGAUAUUUGAAAGCAGCGAAAAUGGCAAAAAAUCUCGUCCCAGAGAAGAUUCAUUCUUAUCUAACUGGAAUCUUUCACAGCGAAAUCGAGCACCGAGAAGUUCCAGGGCUUAUCAGAUGCAUCGACUGGCAUCCUCGUUUCUCAAAGGUAGCGAUUGGUUUAAAAGACGACACAGUCAAAGUGUGGUACGAAGAGAACAAGCUCGUCGUCCCUCAUUUGAAGCACAAGCGCCAGCAGCAAAUCCACACUCUCGCCUGGAAACCCGUCGUCGAAGAAGUCCUCGUCGUCGGCUGUCGAGACUGCGCGAUAAUCUGGACGAUCGAGACGAAUUCAAUGUCGAAUCGACCAGCUUCCGGCUGCGCUCAAGUGAUUCCUUCUCCCGGCAGUCAGCCGAUCCACUCGCUUUCUUGGGACCCGUUCAGCUCGCUUCUGGCGCUGAGCUCGAAGAACGCGACUUUUGUCGAAAUCUGGGACUCGGAUCGAGAAGAACUCGUUCAACGACAAGUUGGAGCUUCGUGCGUUGCCUUCGUCGGAUUUAGUAACUCGGGAGAGAAACUGGUCGUUUCAGGAAGCGAUUCUAUCGCUAUUUUCAGCUGCGUAACCUGGACGAACGAAGGAACCUGGCGAAACUUGGAAGGCCCUGCUUUGAACGUCUGUUGGUCACAUGACGAUCAAAAGAUCAUUUUCGCCAUCAAAAACAAGAUCUUCAUCGCGUCUUUCGAGGGAAUCAUGGGCCCGGACGAAGAAGCUCGCGAAAUCGAAGAGUUCGAAGGCGACGUCCUCCAAAUGGCCUGGCAUAAUCAACGCCUCGCAGUUGCGGUUGAAGGGGUCAGCGAUACGCUCUUGUACUCGACGCAGAUUAACCAGUCGGGCUUGAUGGACAUCGAGCUCGUCGGACAACUCCCAGGCGCGGGUCACGCGAUGUUUCUUCACAUGAAGCCUGUUCCGGGGUCAGAUACUGUUGCGCCAGGAUCGCUGCUCUCGAUUGUUCAUGAAGAUGGAGAGAUUCAGAAUAUACCACUUUUCUACAAGUCAACGAACUCUGCGAUAAACGAACUGAACUCUUCGCACAACGAAACAUUGUCGACCAGCUUCGGCUUCACCACCGCCCUAGAAUCAAACGCCUUCGAAAUGAGUCAAUUCAAUUCCACUCGUCGCUAG